AUGAGACGCGUGGCAUUGCAAAUCAACUCGGUGAGAAUCGAAAUUUACCCAGAUGCUGGUUCAUGCUCACAUAAGACAAGCACUGAUCAGGCUGAAAAUGCUCCAGAGAGUUUGAAUCAUGAAGCCUUCCUUGAAUCAGAGGAUUGGCGACCUCAAGUCUUAAAUGAAAACUUACUUGCUGCCGAAGGUCUCUUGUGUGCUGAAAUUGAUGGCAGUCCCAAUAUUGUUGUGGAAGAGGUUCAUGUUGGUGUGAUUCUUGAGAUGGGGUCAAGGGAAGGAAAGAUUAUUCUCAGCUGCAUUUCAACAGCCCUGUCUGAUUUCUACCAUCUGCAUAAUAACUACAGCACAAGAGUAAUUCUGCACACCAGAGAUUCCAAAGGAAAAGCACUACAUGCUCUAUCAGCUGCUCUAAAUCUUUUGGAUAAGAUCAAAGUGGAAGCAAUAAUUGGCGCACAAACAAAAAUGGAAGCAAACCUAUUGGCAGAGUUAGGAGAAGAAGCUAAAGUCCCUGUAUUGUCACUUUCUGGACUUUGUACUAGUCCUUUCGGUGCUCCUGGCGAAUAUCCCUUCUUUGUUGAGAUCACACAAGAUGAAACUUCUCAAGUUACGGCAAUCAGUGGCCUUAUUGAAAUGUUCAAAUGGAGGGAUGUCAUCCUUCUAUAUGAGAACACAGAUUAUGGGAGAGACAUCAUUCCAUUUUUUAUCAACUCCUUUGAAGAAGCAAAUGUGACUAUUGUAUAUAAAAGUUGCAUUGCUGCCUCCUCAGCAGAUGAACAGAUCAUUGAAGAGCUCCGCAACCUCACGAAGUUGAAGACGAUGGAUCCUAACAUAGAAGUAAGUGCGGUAACCCCAGAUGGAAUUUGGGCAUAUAAUGCAACUUGGACUCUAGCUGAAGCAGUUGAGAGGACCUGGACUUCUACAGGAUUGAACCUAGUGAAUUUAAACAAUAUUACAUCCUCCAAACAUGGACUUCUGCUUCUUCAAGAGAUAUUGCAAACAAGGUUUAAGGGUUUAAGUGGUGAAGAAAUUCAAUAUCCAAAUGGGAAGCUAGUUUCAAGUGCAUUUGAGAUUGUAAAUGUCAUAGGAAAAGGGGAAAGAAGGGUUGGAUUUUGGCCAUGUGAAGAAAAACACACAAGAGAUUCCUACACACUUAAUAACAGAAGAAAUUUACUUUCCACCAACGAUCUCGAAACAAUCAUAUGGCCUGGAGGAUCAUCAACCAUCCCAAAAGGUUCAAAGAUGCAAGUGAGUACUAGUUCUGAAAUAAAACUAAGAGUUGGCGUUCCAGUGAAAAAAGGGUUCAACGAACUUGUGCAAAUGAACCUUGAUAUUCAAACCAAUCGAACAAAUUUCACAGGCUUCUGCAUAGAUGUAUUCGAGGCUGCAAUUAGAGCAUUGCCGUAUGAAGUAAAUUAUGACUUUAUUCCAUUUGAGAUUGGCAUUAAUGCAAGUUACAAUGAUCUUGUUUACCAAGUUUUUCUCCAGACAUUCGAUGCUGUUGUUGGGGAUACCACGAUCACAUCGAAGAGAUCUCAAUCUGUGGAUCACAAGUGCGGGUUUCUUUAUCUUCACUGGUUUCGUAGUGUGGGUAAUUGA
Molecule: messenger RNA, 1596 nt
Organism: Prunus mume (Japanese apricot)
Lineage: Eukaryota; Viridiplantae; Streptophyta; Magnoliopsida; Rosales; Rosaceae
Source: RefSeq, a predicted model, not a curated record